This is a messenger RNA of Pseudocercospora fijiensis CIRAD86, 1530 nucleotides long. RefSeq lists its product as uncharacterized. The transcript has 3 exons. Gene Ontology annotation, molecular function: iron ion binding; monooxygenase activity; oxidoreductase activity, acting on paired donors, with incorporation or reduction of molecular oxygen. The annotation marks the transcript as partial. The record is from RefSeq and is a predicted model, not a curated record. Lineage: Eukaryota; Fungi; Ascomycota; Dothideomycetes; Mycosphaerellales; Mycosphaerellaceae.
CCUGGACCGCCGCACUCAUGGAUUCUUGGAAAUUUGAAAGUAAUGGCCGAGGUAGCAAUGGCAUUGCCUCGUCGUGUCCAUCCUCACGUAUUUCCAGCGCUGGUCAGGAGAAAACAUCGACUGGCUUCUUUCUUCUAUGUCGACGUGUGGCCGAUGAGCGACCCGUUCAUUGCUGUCAUGGAUCCGGACAUCUGUCAACAAUUCAGUGUGGAACAUCAGCCGCUGAAACACCCAAGUCUGAGAACAUUCCUCGAACCUCUGUGUGGCAAAGAUGACAUGCUCUCGAUUGAUGGAGCGAAGUGGAAGAAAUGGAGAUCAAUGUUCAAUCCCGGAUUCAGCACACAGCAUCUCACGACUCUGGUACCUGGCAUAGUCGACGACUGUCUCACUUACUGCGACAUAUUAUCGGAAAGGGCCAAAACGAAACAAAUCUUCCGCUUGGAAGAAGCGUCCACGCGACUUACCAUCGACAUCAUUGGCAAAGUAGUGCUUGAUCUACACUUCAACAUGCAACGCGGUGAUAACGAAUUCAUUCAAGCACUUCGAGAACAGGUCCACCUCUUACCCAACGAAGAUCAGGGAAUGCAUCCCCUCCAAAUGUGGCGACCAUAUGGCAUCUAUCGUCGAUGGAAGAACGACAGGUUCAUGAAACAAUAUCUUGGCAAACUUAUCGACGAAGAAUUUGCAUCCAAAGACAUCGCAACAAUCAAAAAGCAACGACGCAAGACCGUGCUCGACUUGGCAUUAGACAGCUACCUCUCCUCCAACACGCAUCCAGAAAAAGGCAUCGGCACCAAACCCAAAGCCCUCGACAAAACCUUCAAAGAAGGAGCCAUAACCCAAAUCCGAAUCUGCCUCUUUGCGGGCCACGACACAACCUCCAGCACAAUCUGCUACGCCAUGUACAUGCUCGGCAAACACCCCGAGGUCCUCCAACGUCUCCGCCUCGAACACGAAAAUAUCCUUGGCCCCAUAUCCCAAACAGCUUCCAACAUAAAAUCCGACCCCUACUCCCUCAACAAACUCGAAUACACCACCUGCGUCAUCAAAGAAGUCCUCCGUCUCUUCCCCGCAGCCUCCGCACCCCGAAACGGCCAAAAAGGUCUCUUCUUACACGACAAGAAAACCGGAGCGAAAUACCCAACAGAAGGCUACAUGAUCUGGCUCAUCCAUUACGGUCUAGGCCACAACCCGGAAGUCUGGGGCGAAGACUACAACACCUUCCGUCCCGACCGGUUCCUCCCGGAAAACGCCCACAAAAUCCCCGAAGGCGCCUUUCGAUCUUUCGAAAUCGGUGCUCGAAGCUGUUUAGGCCAGAACUUGGCGAUUUUAGAAACAAAGAUUAUUUUGGCUUUGAUUUGUCGGUCUUUUGAGUUUGAUGAUGGGAGUUUCUAUGCGAGAGAUCAGACGUUUCGGAUGGGGAGGCAGGAUGUUGAGGGGGAGGAGUUGUAUCAGAUUUUGGUUGGGGCGGCGAAGCCCAGGGAGGGGAUGCCUGUGCAGGUUAGGGAGGUGGAGUGGAGGGCGGAGUGA